This is a messenger RNA of Pocillopora meandrina, 2770 nucleotides long. NCBI's taxonomy places the organism in Eukaryota, Metazoa, Cnidaria, Anthozoa, Scleractinia, Pocilloporidae. The record is from the annotation of a GenBank genome assembly.
AUGGACAGCAUAAAAGAAGCUAUAUCAGCUAUCUUCACGGGUAUGGUGGUCGCCGACUUCCUUCGCGAAACUGGUCGCGUGUUGCAAGCCAUCGAAGUAUACAAGGAAUGUUUGAUUAUAAUACAUAGUCUGGUGCUGGUAAUCGAUAUUUCAUUGGCAAACACUAUGUUCUGUGCCAUCUACUUGGCAAUAUUCUGUGCCUACGAUUAUAUAAAGGAUUACACAAAUACAGAAAAUUACCUUAAAGAACUUCUUCUCUACCUAGACUCUCAUGACACCGCUGAAAAAGGAUGGCUACAUUUAAAACUGGCAGAAAUACUUCGGGUACAAAGUAAGUUCAUGGAGGCCUGGAAAUUUUACGAAUCAGCAAUCAACAUCAUGAAAACGAUUGGAGACACACAUGGCCAGGGAGUAUGUUACAUAAGGCUCGGGAAAAUGUUUCAAUCGCUUAAUCAAUAUGACAAGGCCCGAGAAUAUCAGGACAAAGCACUCGCUAUCAGAAUAGAAAUUGGCGACAGGGAUGGAGAAGCAACAAGCUACGGAAACCUAGGAACUUUGUUCCAAUCACUUGGUCAUUAUGACAAGGCCCGAGAAUAUCAGGAGAAAGCACUCGCUAUCAGAAUAGAAAUUGGCGACAGGGAUGGAGAAGCAACAAGCUAUGGAAACCUAGGAACUUUGUUCCAAUCACUUGGUCAUUUUGACAAGGCCCGAGAAUAUCAGGAGAAAGCACUCGCUAUCAGAAUAGAAAUUGGCGACAGGGAUGGAGAAGCAACAAGCUACGGAAACCUAGGAACUUUUUUCGCAUACCUUGGUCAACAUAGCGAAGCUAGAGUGUAUGGAGAAAGCACUUCGUAUCAAUAAGAAAAUUGGUGGAAAAAGAGGAGAGGCAAAUAGUUAUACAAACCUCACAGGUUUGUUUCUCUCGCUCGGCAAGUAUGCAAAGGCUGAUGAAUAUCUAAAUAAUGCAAUGGCAGUUAGAGAGGGUAUCGGUGAUAGAAGCGGAGAAGCAGCAGAUUACAGACACCUUGGGUUAAUUUCUUGUAAGCGUGGUGAAUAUGACAAGGCUCAAGAAUAUUUCGAGAGAGCCUUUACAAUUCACAAGAAAAUUGGUGAGAGAAAAGGACUACUAGUCAAUUACAGCGAUUUAGGAAUGUGUUUCCAAUCGCUAGGUAAAUAUGACAUGGCUGAAGAAUACCUUAAGCAGGCUCUCCUAUUAAGUAGGGAUAUUGGACUCAACUUGAAGGAGUUUCAGUGUCUUUGUCAUCUAUCGGAGUUAAAGGCGUCACAAGGUAAUCUUGAAGAGGCUUCUUUGCAUCUUUUUCGAGCCAUCCAAAAGUUCGACACUUUGAGAGGUUUUCUUAAAGAAAACGAUCAGUUUCAAAUAUCUUUUUUAGAACAGCACGGCACCUUUCCCUACAAGUUUUUCAGUAGGUUGCUCUCUUCCACCGGAAAGUCGCAAGAUGCCCUUUACGUCGAAGAGCUGACAAGGGCAAGAGGCCUGGCUGACUUGAUGGCAGCUCGGUACUCUGUUCAAGAGCAGAUCUCAAGCGACCCACAAUCUUGGUAUGGCAUUCAAGGGAUCAUCACAAAAGAAGCAGAAUGUGCAUGCCUGUACAUUUCGGUUGGUCAAAAUGAUGUGCGGUUUUGGAUAAUUAAAGCAACGGGAGCCAUUCAGUUUUUAGAAAAGAAAGUGAAGCUGGACCAAAACAAGGUGACCGGAAUAGUCCCUGAGUUAGAUGAGUUUUUUAAAGAAGCCUUCCGCAGCCAAGCCAUUUUACCCGAACAGAAUUGCGAAGAUCGAUCUUUAGAUGACACCGAACUGACGUCACUUCCCUACGACAAGCGCUCAGUGCUGCGUGACUAUGAUGCCAAAGAUUUCAAAACAAGUCUUGACUUGUGUUACAAGAUAAUCAUCGCUCCUGUAGCCAGUUUACUGAAACAGCCCGAGAUCAUAAUUGUCCCUGAUUCCUGUGUGUACCAAGUGCCAUUUACAGCCUUGGCUGACGAAGGAGGCAAGUAUUUAUCAGAGACAUGCAGGAUUCGGAUAGUUCCCUCUCUGACCACUCUCAAGCUUGUUCAAGACAGUCCUCCAGAAUAUCACAGUCAGACCGGGGCACUGAUAGUGGGUGACCCUGUGGUUGGAGAGGUGAUUUACAAGGGAAGGCGCAGAAAUAUAGCACCAUUGCCGUGUGCAAGAAAGGAAGCAGAGAUGAUUGGAAGACUUCUUGGCGUAACGCCUUUAAUAGGAUAUUCUGCGACAAAGCAUUCUGUACUUCAAACGAUAAAUUCAGUGAGCUUGAUACACAUUGCUGCCCAUGGUGAUGCCGAAAGAGGGGAGAUUGUUCUUUCUCCUAAGCACACUUCCCCACUCUCACCUUUACCUCGAGAAGGAGAUUAUCUUUUGACGAUGGCGGAUAUUUCAAAAACUAGGUUGCGAGCUAAACUAGUGGUUCUUAGUUGUUGUCACAGUGCUCGCGGACACAUUAGAACCGAGGGAGUUAUCGGAAUUGCCCGAGCGUUCUUAGGAGCCGGAGCUCGCUCAGUGUUAGCGGCACGAUGGGCCCUGGAUGACACAGCCACAGAGCAGUUCAUGACUUGUUUCUACAGACAUUUGUUCCGCGGUGAAAGCGUCAGUGAAUCUCUCCAUAAGGCCAGGAAGUGGAUGAGAAACAACGGUUUUGACAAAGUUUCUCAAUGGGCGCCAUUUAUGAUCAUGGGCGACAACGUGAAAUUUGAUUUUGGAAAUUGGCCGGUGCCUAGCGUACCUUAA